GAAUGGACGUUGGUCGAGUUGCAGGGCGACCUUGAGGCCAGGUCCGGGGAGGAAUCCCUGAAUAAUAAAUUCAUCGGGGAUCUCCAUUUUACAAAAAAUGGUGAGCCUGUCUUGUUAGUAGGGCAUCACAUUUUGUAUGGGGAAAUAAAAGAGUUGGAAAAACCUCUGGCCGUCGUUAUGAAGUGUAAAAGUAAACCACAGUUCAUAAAGAAUGAUGAACAGAUGGAUGAUACACCACUGCCACAUAAUGUCGAAUACAAAAUUGAAGCCAUCAUUCUUAAGAAGAUUUUAUUCAAAUCAAGACCGAAACCAAUCGUCUCUAAUGUUGCAAAGAAAAUUUAA
This is a messenger RNA of Helobdella robusta, 342 nucleotides long. RefSeq lists its product as hypothetical. The transcript has 3 exons. Lineage: Eukaryota; Metazoa; Annelida; Clitellata; Rhynchobdellida; Glossiphoniidae. The annotation marks the transcript as partial. The record is from RefSeq and is a predicted model, not a curated record. Gene Ontology annotation, cellular component: Ctf18 RFC-like complex. Gene Ontology annotation, biological process: mitotic sister chromatid cohesion.